Molecule: messenger RNA, 1304 nt
Organism: Blastocystis hominis
Lineage: Eukaryota; Bigyra; Opalinata; Blastocystidae
Exons: 7
Coding region: 1-1299 (432 amino acids)
Biological process (GO): endocytosis; intracellular protein transport
Cellular component (GO): clathrin adaptor complex; cytoplasmic vesicle
Source: RefSeq, a predicted model, not a curated record
AUGAUUGAUUCCCUAUUUGUACUAGGAGAAGAUAAACAAAUCGUCAUUGAGAAGCAUUGGAAGCAGACAAUUGACAGAAGUGUGUUGGAACCCUAUUUUGCUGCCUUGGCGAAAUACGUCGAUAGUAAUAAUAUUCCUCCCGUUUUGGAAAGUGGCGAGUGUGCGCUCAUUGUCGUAAAAGAGAACAAUCUUUCGUUCAUUGCAGUGGUGAAGAGCGAAUGUUCUCCCCUGUUAAUCGUGGACUUUAUAACCCAGAUCAUUUCUGUGUUGAAGACGUAUAUUGGCACAGUGAACGAGGUGAAAAUACGAGGGAACUUUUCCAUCGUUUAUCAACUUCUCGAUGAAGUUUCGGACUUCGGUAUCCCCGUUAUCACCGAGCCCUCGAUUAUGUCGUCCAUCAUCAAAAUCCCUACCGUAAUAAACAAAGUCUCCGCCCUGGUCACCAAAGUCGCCAACCUCAACACGGAAGACACCUGGCUCCCCGGCAGCACCAACAACGCCGUCAGCUGGCGCCGCCCCGACCUGUCCUACAUGCGCAACGAGAUCCGCAUCAGCAUCAUCGAAUUCCUCAAUGCGACAGUAACCUCGAAGGGCAGUCUCACCUCCUGCUCUGCGUACGGCGUGCUGCGCGUGGACAGCCAUCUCUCGCAGAGUCCGGAAGUCGCGCUGACGCUGCAGAAUUCGAAUUCCAUCGAAGCGCUCCGCGUGCACCGCUGCGUCGACCGCGCGCGCCUCCGCUCCUCCCAGACGCUCCAGUUCGUUCCGCUCGACGGCGUCUUUGAUGUGGCGACGUACGCGGUGAAGCGCGUGGACAACGCCGCGCUGGACUUCUACUGCCGCCCGAAUCUGUCGUGGACCCGCGGGGAAGGCGGAGUGUGGGGGACGCUGGAAGUGACGCUGGGCUGCAAACCGGGGAAACGGGGGAAACAGGAGGGCAACCCGGUGAUGGUGCAGGCGGUAACCGUGGAAAUCGUGCUCCCGCCGACCACGUCGGGCGCGAAUCUGACGACUUCCGCGGGGAAGAUGAUGUUCGACCAGGAGGAGAAGAAACUGCUGUGGGUGGCGGGAAAUCUGCGGCGCGAAGACGUGCUGACGCUGCGCGGGCCGGUGUAUCUGCAGCCGGGUUCCGCGGUUCCGAAAUCGUCGAUCUGCGCGAAGGUGGGGUUCGUGCAGCCCGAGGGAAACGUGUCCGGACUGGGAGUGGGGAAGAUCAACGUGCAGCGCACGAAGGGAGAGUACAAUUGGACGUCGUCGGUGUCGAGGAUUUUGCAGAGCGGGUCGUACGAUGUGCAGAUGUGAUUUUG